Messenger RNA from Racocetra fulgida, 914 nucleotides. The record is from the annotation of a GenBank genome assembly. NCBI's taxonomy places the organism in Eukaryota, Fungi, Glomeromycota, Glomeromycetes, Diversisporales, Gigasporaceae.
CUGAAAAAAAACCCUUGCCUGAUGAUAAUAAUGUUAAUAUACCCGAAGUUAUUUCAUUAGAAGAUUUAAGUGAAUAUUUUGCAGGGUUGACAGACAAUCUUGAGAAUAAUAUGGGGUUAUACUUUACAGUACAAGUUGAUAUUGCCGAUAUGCCUAUUUUAGUUAAUCAGAAUUUUAAUAUUAAGUUGAUUGCUAAUACAAUCGUUAAUUAUAUUGAAGAGAGUGAUGAAUCAAAUCAGCAAAGAAUGGUUUGUUUUGAUUGCUAUGGAAUGCUAAUUAUACGUGUUGAUGUUCCUGCAACUAAAGUUAUAAUAGAUCUUAAACAUGAUAUUUUUCAUGAAAGACCAGUUGAUGUUACAACGCCUAUAGAAAUAAAACAAGAAAUCAAAGCAAAUCUUCAUAUGGAUCCCCUACAAAUUCGAACAUAUCUUCAAGAUAAGUUUGAUAUUUCAAAGAUUACAGCACAUCAAAUUCGUUAUUGGUGGUCAUUCUUUACUCAGAAUUUUUAUAAGUCUGAAGAAGAUCAUGUUAAUUCGGCAUAUACUUUUCUUAAAUCAGAACAGGCUGCAGGUUGUGAACUAUGUUUUGAGUUAAUGAAUAGUCAAAUUGUUGCUAUUGGUUUUAUAACACCUUUAUAUAAUAAAAUUCAACAAAAAUCUGAAAUUCACUGUGAUGCAACCUAUAAAACCGUGAAAGGACGGUUUGAAUUAUAUGGAAUAAUUUGUAAUUUUGAAGGUUCUGGGUAUCCAUUAGCUUAUCUUAUAUUAGAUACUACAAAAGCCUCUGAAAAUAUUCAACGUAUUCACUAUUGCCCUGAGGAUGCAGCCGCAGAAUUUAAUUUUAUAGAUUUAGAGUUUAAACCAAAUCUAGAAAAAUUAAAUAAUGAAAUUUGCCCUCAAAAUCUGCGACAAAAA